AAUAUUAGUAUAUAUAUAUAUAUGUGUGUAAGUUGUUGUGUUUUGUUGAAGAGACAGAUUUGUAGGAUAUAAACAUAGCAGAAAUUCCGAUCUCCGUGGGAUGCUACGCAUAAACGAUUGUUUAGCUUGAACUAAAGAAUGAUAUAUUACUUUUGUCAUCCGGCCAACGCACUCAUCUUUUGACGCUCACCAUGUCACGCUCAGCCGAUGUUGAUGGCGUAUGGAGUAGGCUAGGACCAUUUGGCAAGUACCAAUUCAAACAAAUGGCACUGACGAUCCUAGCUGCCCUUCCAAUGGCGUUCCAUAUCGUUUCGGUUGUUUUCAUCGGAUAUACUCCGGAGCACAAAUGUUCCAUUGGUAUGCAGGAUCUUCCAAUUGGUGCAGACAAUAAUAGCAUACACGAUUUCAUCAACGCAACGUCCGAGACUUGCGGUAUCCAAUGGCAACGCAAUAUCGAAGGACAUCUGAUUACGGAGAAAACAGGUUGUUUAUAUGGCGUCAAUUACUCCGUGCCAAAAACCGACACAUUUGUGACAGAGUGGGACCUUGUAUGUGAGAGGGAUGCCAUUGGACGAAUAUCCCAGUCCCUAGUCCUCGGCGGGAUGUUUCUUGGUGCCCUUGCCGCGCCAUUGGCUGACAAAUACGGCAGAAAACCAGUCCACGUGGCCUUUAAUGUUGGCUUACUUGUCGUAACCUUCGCCAUGGCGUUUGUAAAGAGUGUGCCGGCGUUUCUAGUACUGCGUUUCUUUGUUGGAACUUUUCAGCAAGGCAUGCUGAUAACAGUAGUGACGUUUUGGCUGGAACUUCUGCACCGUGAUUCCCGGGAAAAUGUCGGGAUUGUAAACGCCUUUAUGUGGGCUAGUUCUGUCAACGUUCUCACUUUAGUGGCUUAUUUGCUUCGAAACUACGACUGGAGAAUCCUUCAACUAGCUUUGUCUGUUUUCUCAGUUUUUAGUGUGGCAGAGAUUUUCCUGAUGGAUGAGUCUCUUCGGUGGCUUCUUGCAAACAAGAAAAUUACGCAGUGUCAAUCACUUAUGGAGAAAGUACGGAAACAAAACAAACGACAUGCAGAUGCACUACAGGAAACUGAUCAGGGAGAAACCGAUGUGUCCAUUAUUCCGGAUGUAGAACUAAUGACAUCGUUACAUGGUGACAUUUCACCGGAUCAUGGUACUGAAGAGGAACACUGGUCUCUACUAGUGACAGACCGACUUCUCAGAAAACAUUCAUUCAUUACCUGGGGUGUUUGGGUAGCUAACAACCUCACCUACUACGGGAUUGUGAUGAUGACGCCAAGUUUUGCUGGGGGCCGCUACCUUAGUUUCUUCCUCGGAAGCAUUUCGGAAAUGGUUGGCAAUUGUAUAUUGUUGAUUUUCAUUAAAAAAUUUUCGCGCAAAACGACCAUCAUUACUUUCCAGUCAGUAGGCAGUGUAGCGCUUCUGCUUACUAUCCUUACCAACCAAUUUAACAGUGAUGUAUUCAAGAUGGUGGAAGUGAUGUUGUUUGCCGUCAGCCGCGGGGCAAUAGCAAACUCAUUCGGUGUUGUCUAUCUGUACACUCCAGAGCUAUUCCCGACGAAUCUCAGGAACGCCGGUCUUGGAGUAGCUUCAGCAGCUGGCAGGAUAUCCGGGGUGAUAGCACCAUUCAGCUUAUAUAUGAUGGAGGCGGCACAAUGGCUGCCAUCGUUAAUAUUUGGUUCAUUGUGUCUGAUAUUCUGCUUCCUGAUACAGUACCUACCGGAAACAAAGGGAAAAGAACUACCACAGAAGAUUGAUGAAAUCUGGGAAUGGUACAAAAUGGACAGGUGUAAAACAUAAGAUAAUAACAGCAUUAUAAAAUACACUGUGUGAGGAAAUAGAAUGAAGAGUGGAAAUACAACCACGUUAUCCUAACAUCAUGCUUGGACUCCUUGGUUGUAGAAAAUCAGUCCCCGAGACUUGCCGAAAAUCAAUUAUUAACUUUCAAGCAGAUUAUGUGACGGCCGUCAUGAUACCAAUAGAAGUUUAAAUUCCCGGUGUACACUUCCCGUGUAGGAAUACAAAUGUACAUACAAUGUAACUAACAGAGCGCGAGUACAAAAUUUAGUGUGGAUCGUUCUUAUUUUUACUUUUUGUGAAUUACAUGUAGUUUUAAUAAACUAUGAUUCAAAUUAGAACAAUAUGUGAAUUAAGAUGUUAAUGUUUAAAAUCUCUCAAGGAAAUGGAAUCAGAAUAUGAUGUUAUUGUGGAACUAAAUUAUAUAUAUACGUUCCCGCAAAACAGGAAUACGCUAUAAUAUAUAGUUUCGUCAAUGAAUGUAGAUAUUAAACAAUGAUUGCCUUUUGAUAAGGUCGAUACAUGCUUCGACCGAAUUUGUUUAUGUUAUGCUUGUGUGAAAGAUAUUUGAUAUUGUUGGACAAAGGAAAGCAAUUCAUUUUUUUUUUUUUUUUUUUUUGUAUCUGUAAUCUAAUUUUCGAAACACAAAGUUGGAUUUUUUUGACAAAAACUUUCAGCCCGAAAGGUCGAUAUCAUUUUUAAUGGAGUCAUGUGACCUUAUUUCAGCCAAUCAAAAUUGUUGAAAGACAUCGUUUCAAUUUUUUUUUCUUUUUCUGUUUUGAUAAUUUCGGGUACAUAGACAGCAUACAUAUAUUGAAAAUGAAUAUUACUAAAAUCAGAUAAUAGCAGAUGAAUUGAAGUAUGUCUGUAUAUGACCCUGACUGUUCAUAUGACGUUAAA
This is a messenger RNA of Pecten maximus, 2714 nucleotides long. Its product is annotated as solute carrier family 22 member 3-like. NCBI's taxonomy places the organism in Eukaryota, Metazoa, Mollusca, Bivalvia, Pectinida, Pectinidae. Bases 192 to 1817 code for a protein of 541 amino acids. Gene Ontology annotation, biological process: transmembrane transport. The record is from RefSeq and is a predicted model, not a curated record. Gene Ontology annotation, molecular function: transmembrane transporter activity. The transcript has 11 exons. Gene Ontology annotation, cellular component: membrane.